Mesorhabditis spiculigera is the source of this 546-nucleotide messenger RNA. NCBI's taxonomy places the organism in Eukaryota, Metazoa, Nematoda, Chromadorea, Rhabditida, Rhabditidae. The record is from the annotation of a GenBank genome assembly.
AUGAUUCUCGAAUCGACACUCGGCCCUGAAAGAAAUGAUCAGCCACCACUCGACCCAUCCGCCGCGACUACCAUUGCCGAGAUCAUGUUCCCGCCGGGCAUGGGCGCAGGCAACCAAGAGCCGACGAAGGACGAGUUGACAAAGAUCUUCGGGGGGCUGUACUGCGCUGAAUGGUACAAUUGCCUCUUCGGGACGAAGGACGGAUGCGCCGCCGUUGUCGGGCAACUCCAUCCGGACAAGCUCUUCCUCGCCUACGGUACCUGCCUCAAGAACAAUGGCCCCGAUGACCUGAAGGCCGCCUGCCCCGCCCUUGCCAACGAGGCGACGAAGGACUGCGGCAAAAAGGCCGACAAGAUCAAAAUGGCCGGCCUGAAGGAGAAGGUCGGCAAGCUGUGCACCUACUACGACAACAAGUCGAUGUUCAUGAUCAUCGGCGGUGUCCUGCUCGCCGUCGGGUUGCUGCUGAUCGUGGGCGGCGUCGUGUUCUGCAUGAAGGGCGGCGGCAAGAAGAAGGAGAAGAGCGUCUCCAACUCGGAUCCGGAGUGG